This is a messenger RNA of Periophthalmus magnuspinnatus, 1343 nucleotides long. RefSeq names its product visual system homeobox 2-like. Gene Ontology annotation, cellular component: nucleus. Gene Ontology annotation, molecular function: DNA-binding transcription factor activity, RNA polymerase II-specific; sequence-specific double-stranded DNA binding. Gene Ontology annotation, biological process: regulation of transcription by RNA polymerase II. The record is from RefSeq and is a predicted model, not a curated record. Lineage: Eukaryota; Metazoa; Chordata; Actinopteri; Gobiiformes; Gobiidae. The transcript is spliced from 5 exons. The coding region runs from base 234 to 1343 and encodes 369 amino acids.
UAGGCUACUUUUGAGCUGAAAUGAUUGGUUAUUCCCCUGUGGUCUGGACGAACACAGGAUGAUGUGACGAUGAUAAUCGCUGCUGAAGUUGGCGCGCCUCGGGCUGUGAUUGGCUGCAGCCUGACGCCUGUUGAAUAAAAGCCAGAGGCAAGAGCCGCACUGACACCAGCACUGCCCAGAUAGGACCUGUCCACUCUAAACUCUCAACCACUCUCACUGUGCACUGUCCCGGGAUGACGGGCAAAGACGGAGUGGUGUUGUCGGACGCUGAAAACAAGGAGAGGAGCACAACUCACAGUGGGAUGGCGCACGCGGGGCAGCAGAAUGCUGCUUGGAAGCUGGGGCCAGCUGUGCCGAGGCGCACGGGCUUUGGGAUUCAGGAGCUGCUUGGUCUCAAUAAGGAGACGCCCGCUGCACCGCGGCGGCCACUCGAGACGCUUCCGCACCGAGCACACGCACUGGUAGCGCGAGGGCCGCUGGGCCCCGGGCCGCUGCUGCUGGGGCCCGAUGCAAUCCACUCCUUUUAUCGCCAGCCCGCUUUUCUAGAGGCGCUAUCCGAGGCUCAGCACGUGCACCUGCCACCGCUGCACAGAGACGCGCACGUGGAUGCGCACUUGGACCCGCGCUCUUCCAGCUCUGAUUCAGAUGACAUGAGCAUCUCUGGAGAUAAGAAGUUUAAGUCAUCAAUGAGUCAGAACAAGAAAAGAAAGAAAAGAAGACACAGGACUAUCUUCACAUCGUACCAGCUGGAGGAACUGGAGAAAGCCUUUAAUGAAGCCCACUAUCCAGACGUUUAUGCUCGGGAGAUGCUCUCAAUGAAGACAGAGCUGCCAGAAGACCGCAUCCAGGUGUGGUUUCAGAAUCGCAGGGCCAAAUGGAGGAAAAGGGAAAAAUGCUGGGGGCGCAGCAGUGUCAUGGCAGAGUAUGGUCUUUAUGGGGCUAUGGUCCGUCACUCCAUCCCACUGCCAGAGUCCAUCCUAAAGUCAGCCAAGGACGGCAUCACAGAAUCAUACGCACCAUGGUUACUAGGUAUGCACAAGAAAUCUGUUGAGACCACUCACACCUCUCCAAGCAAAACCUGCAGCACAAUACCAACACCUGUACAAGACAAAGCAGAGGACAAAGCAGUAGAGGAGGACAAGGAAAAGUGGACAAAGGACACUGUCUUGGACUUUUCCAAAGAAGAGAUGCGAGAGAACAGUAUUGCAGUUCUGAGGGCCAAGGCACUCGAACACAAUGCCAAGAUAUUGUCAAAAGUCUCUGACAAAGUGCAAAAAGACGAGGAGGAGGCGAUGGAGGAGAAGGCGAUGGAGGAGGAGACAGAGGUGAAAAAGACCAAUUAA